Molecule: messenger RNA, 849 nt
Organism: Castor canadensis (American beaver)
Lineage: Eukaryota; Metazoa; Chordata; Mammalia; Rodentia; Castoridae
Source: RefSeq, a predicted model, not a curated record
GUCCUUCCUCAGAUUCCCGUGAAGAGUGGAGGUCCCCAUGGGGCAGGGGUCCUCGGGGUGCACCUGGAGGGUCCGUUCAUCAGCCGGGAGAAGCGGGGUGCACACCCUGAGGCCCACCUCCGCUCCUUUGAAGCCAAUGCUUUCCGUGACGUGCUGGCCACCUAUGGCCCCCUGGACAAUGUCCGCAUCGUGACGCUGGCCCCUGAGCUGGGCGGCAGCCAUGAAGUGAUCCAGGCACUGACAGCCCAGGGCAUCUGCGUGUCCGUAGGGCACUCCGUGGCUGACCUGCAGGCUGCAGAGAAAGCAGUGCAGAGUGGGGCCACAUUCAUCACUCACCUCUUCAACGCCAUGUUGCCUUUCCACCACCGUGAUCCAGGCAUUGUGGGGCUCCUGACCAGUGACCAAGUGCCCCCGGGCCGCUGCAUCUUCUAUGGGAUGAUCGCUGAUGGUAUACACACCAAUCCUGCAGCCCUGCGCAUUGCCCACCGGGCCCAUCCCCAGGGGCUGGUGCUGGUCACUGAUGCUGUCCCUGCCCUGGGCCUAGGCAAUGGCCGCCACACACUAGGGCAGCAGGAGGUAGAGGUAGAUGGGCUGACAGCCUAUGUGGCAGGCACCAAGACGCUGAGCGGCAGCAUUGCCCCCAUGGAUGUCUGCGUCCGGCAUUUCCUGCAGGCCACAGGUCAGUGGGUGGCGUGCACGUGUGUGUCUGGGGGCAGAGGCUACGUCCCGGAGAGCCGGAGGGGAGGCAGGAAUUGGGAGAGUCCGUGCCAAUAUUCUUCUGCCACUGGGGACAGGAUCCAGGGGAUGGACUAGACCAAGUCCCUGCCCCCAAGGGAGCUUACAGGCAGA